Messenger RNA from Labeo rohita (rohu), 1958 nucleotides. It is a transcript of the gene sdr42e2, whose product is annotated as short chain dehydrogenase/reductase family 42E, member 2. Lineage: Eukaryota; Metazoa; Chordata; Actinopteri; Cypriniformes; Cyprinidae. The coding region runs from base 116 to 1453 and encodes 445 amino acids. Gene Ontology annotation, molecular function: 3-beta-hydroxy-Delta5-steroid dehydrogenase (NAD+) activity. The record is from RefSeq and is a predicted model, not a curated record. The transcript is spliced from 12 exons. Gene Ontology annotation, biological process: steroid biosynthetic process.
AUCAGAGACACCAGCGGAAUGACGGGAUGCACGCGCAGCUGACGGACACAGCACACAUAUGACCACUGACUGACAGACUGGACGCAGUGGAGGUACCUGAACCCACGUGUGCAUUAUGAAGGAGAACAGGUCCUUGUGUCAGGUGGAGCAGCUGUCCUGUGCAUGUCUGCUAGACUGCCACCGGCAGACCCACACCCGCAGCGCCGCAGGGGCCCCCAUCCGACACAGAGCAAACGGGGCGGUGGGCGCCUUGUGCAACAGUCCUAACUGCGUGGUGGCCGCCAGGCUGGAGGGCUCAGAGCCGAGACGACACGGGGCCGGCAGGGUGCUGGUCACCGGAGGAGCCGGAUACUUCGGAUUCAGGCUGGGCCGCGCUCUGGCGGGACAAGGGGCCACCGUCUUACUUCUGGAUCUCCACAAGCCGCCCUGGGAUAUCCCUGAUGGAGCUGUCUUCCAGCAGAUUGAUAUUCGGGAUUAUGAUGCCUUGUAUAAGAUCUGUGCGGGAGUGGAUGUUAUUUAUCACACUGCUUCUUAUGGGAUGUCUGGACCUGAACAGCUGAGGAGAAAGCAAAUUGAAUCAGUCAAUGUUGGCGGCACGAACAAUGUCAUUAACGUCUGUACGGAGCGGGGCAUCUCUAGACUCAUCUACACCAGCACAGUCAAUGUGGCGUUUGCUGGCCGGCCCAUCGAGGAUGGAGAUGAAGACUCAGUUCCCUGUGUGCCGUUGGACAUGCACAUAGACCAUUACUCCAGGACUAAAGCCAUCGCUGAACGCAUGGUGCUCUCUGCCAAUGGAAGAUCAACAAAAGGUGGUGGUCUUCUUCACACAUGUGUCCUGCGCCCCUCUGGUAUAUACGGUCCUGAAGAGAGAAGACAUUUACACAGGGUGAUGGUGAAUGUGGAAAGGAGGUUGUUCAGCUUUCGUUUUGGGGACCCUAAUGCCAAGAUGAACUGGAUACAUGUGGAUAAUCUGGUGAUGGCUCAUGUUUUAGCAGCAGAAGCACUCACUGCAGAUAAAGCCUUCGUGGCGAGUGGACAGGUUUAUUUUAUCAAUGAUGGGGAGUCUGUCAAUGUCUUUGAAUGGUUGACACCUCUGUUUGAAAGACUGGGUUAUGGUCGGCCACUGAUUCACCUUCCCGUGUCUCUGGUCUAUUCAGCAGCAAUUCUGAUGGAGCGACUGCAUGUGGCUCUGAGUCCUAUAAUGGAAAUUCCAUUACUUCUGACAAGAAACGAGGUGAGAAACAUUGCUGUCAGUCACACCUUUAAAAUCGAGAAGGCGCAGCGAGAACUGGGCUUCAGUCCUAAAAAGUACAGCCUGACCGACUCGGUGGAUCAGUACCUGCGGAGCCGACCGCCGCGUUCAGCUGCAUCAUUUCCGAACACAUGGUACCUCUUCCUGCUUCUCCUGAUGGGAUUCAUUGCCCUUGUGAUCUGCUCUGCAGGAUGGGAAUAAUAAGCCUUAAAGGAACCCUGGGUAUAAAGGCUUGUAUAGCCUAAUACAUAUUUUGGACUAAUAACAAUUAUUUAGAUAACGUUAAAAUGGUUGCACUGUGAGUUACUGGCACUACCUGUUGCUAUGUUUAUUGCAACCCAACUUGGAAUAAGCAAUUCGGAAAAUAAAAUACUGAUACGAUGCCAUAUACAAGGCUUUGGUUGUAAUUUUUAGUGGAAGGGCAACAAGAAAAAAAAAUGUAAGUCUUCACUGCUUUCCUAGCAAUAAGUAAAGGAGAAAAGAAAGGGAAGAUGCCUGUGGACAAAUAAAACUAAGCUCUUUCAGCAGCUGUCAUUGUAUCAGUAUUUUAUAUUCCAAGUUGUGUUGCAGUAAAAAUAGCAACAGAUAGUGCCAGUAGCAACCUUCAACGAAAUAAUGGCGCCCCCAUAGUCCAAAUUAUGUACAAAAUGCAGUGGAUCUGUUAAAUAACGUAAAUCUUUCAUGGGGUUUCUACUACAUAUUUUAG